This is a messenger RNA of Penicillium atrosanguineum, 219 nucleotides long. RefSeq lists its product as uncharacterized. The transcript is spliced from 2 exons. The coding region runs from base 1 to 219 and encodes 72 amino acids. The record is from RefSeq and is a predicted model, not a curated record. NCBI's taxonomy places the organism in Eukaryota, Fungi, Ascomycota, Eurotiomycetes, Eurotiales, Aspergillaceae.
AUGCGCGUGCGCAUCGCCAAGGCUGUGACCGUCGCGCGAAACACAAUAGAUGCCCCGCCCGCGCGCUCGACGCGCGAAUCAACCUACUACACCAACUACCUCGAUACUUUAGACGAGUUGUCUGCGGACGGCCGCGUCAAGCUUGUGAGACUUGAAGUCAAGGCAAAGCAGGAGAUUGUGCGGAUAUGGAGCAAGACUCGAUCUACCUGGUGGUGGUAA